Cynoglossus semilaevis (tongue sole) is the source of this 3197-nucleotide messenger RNA. RefSeq names its product protein FAM53B-like. Gene Ontology annotation, cellular component: nucleus. The record is from RefSeq and is a predicted model, not a curated record. Lineage: Eukaryota; Metazoa; Chordata; Actinopteri; Pleuronectiformes; Cynoglossidae. Bases 918 to 2300 code for a protein of 460 amino acids. Gene Ontology annotation, biological process: protein import into nucleus; positive regulation of canonical Wnt signaling pathway. The transcript is spliced from 5 exons.
AACUAAACCAAAACAUGCUGCUGUUUUCUGCACAUGUGAAGGUGGUAAACACUGAAUGUGUGGGUUGACGGUUUUUGAAAAGAGAACAAUUGUGAGAAAAAAAAAAAGUCAUCCAUAGAAGUCACUUUGACAGCGUGUGGAAACUCCCCAGCCAUUCUAGAUGGCUGUAUAAUGUUAAGAGCUCACGUGACAGAUCAGCAGUGGAAAAAUAUGAACAGUAUGUCACUGUAACAUAUGAAAACCAGACGUCAACCGCCGGAUUCUCUGAAGAUUAUCUUUUAAGCGACUAUAACCUGGUAUUUUUUAUGUUGAAAAUCAGCUGAAUUAGUAGGUUUAUUGAAGUGCAGUGAGUCACUGAACAACACCAAUCAUUCUUGUUUUUAAAGAAGUGAAGCAAUAUUGUCUUCAACUCAUAAUAAUCUCUCCAACAGUGCAAAGAAUACUUUAAUCUAUGACUUCUGUCAUUUAGACUGUGCCUUAUUUCCUACUUUGCUCUGGUGUAUUGUACAUAGUUGUUUUUUCAAAAUGGCUUUUUUGUUUCUUUUUUUGGCGUCAACAUCAUCCCUGAAAUGUGAAACAUUUAAGGAAAAGUUACAGUAACCAAAGCAGAUUUUUGUGUGGAUGGAGACUUUUAUUGCGUCAGUUUAUAGCUUGGCUCAGGACAAGGCCCAGUAACCACAGUCCUUCAUGUAUGGCCAGUAAUGGAAAGCACAAAGGGAUUGGCUGUAGUGAGAGUGACACCCUCCUACCUCCACCACCACCAUCAGCCCUUCAUGUCUGCCCUGCAGAUGGGAGGUCAUCAACGGGUCGCCUGUUUCACCCACAUGCACUACUCUCUGCCCUCCACCCUCGUCUAAGAUGGCUGCUCACGGCCUCCUCCUGCAUUCAACCAGAUUAGAGCAGAGUUGUGUGCUACCAUGGUGAUCAUUUUAUCCAAAACAUUGGAAAAGAAGAAGGGUGUCAAUGAUGUAAGGCCCAGGAACACCGAGAGACAGCUGCAACAGCUCCAUACCAUGAGCAAAGGGACCACCCUCUUCUCCUGUGGGUCUGUGGAGGCAGAUAGGUGGCUGGAUCUGGGGCGAAGCUGUGCUGUCCAGCAGAGAGUUCCCUGCCAGACUGGUGCCAGUCUGAGGGACGUAGUCCCCGAGCCAGAAAUCCAACACUGGGCCAAGGAACCAUGCAGUGCCACGGCGAUCACAAGUCUGAUCAGAGAUCUGGGCCUUGGUAACGGCAGCGUGACCGGUCCCUGUUCCAGCAAUACAUCUCCCACCACACACUACACAGCUACAGCCACCAGCCAGGCUCCAACAGCACCCCCGAGCAAACGGCAGUGUCGCUCCCUGUCGUUCUCUGAUGAAUUAAGUGGGUUCCGCUCCCCCUGGAGGCCUCAGGGCUCCCGAGUGUGGACAACAGUUGAGAAACGAAGGUGCCACAGUGGGGGCAACGUUCGCGGAGGAGGGGGAUUCUCUGGCGGCCACUCUCCCGCCAUUCAGCGGAGCUCCAGCUUCAGCUUUCCCUCAUGCUCCGGCGUCUUUUCCGACGGCUCUCUCGACUUGCCCUUCUUCAACCAGCGGCUGCCUCUCUGUCCUCAGUUUACCGCCUCCCCCGUGUCCCUCACCUCUCCUUCCUUCCACCUUCACCACUCACUCCAUCACCACUUUCUGAGGCCGCUCUCGCUCUCCCAUGAGCAGAUCAGCCUGCCGGAACUGCAGAGGGAAGAGACGUCCGAGGCCAGUUCUCCUGAUUCCACCCCAGAACUUGGGAGGCGUGCUGGUCCAAGAGCCGGAGGCUCAGGCUGUCUGUCUCGCAGCAGGUCCCAGCCCUGUGUCCUUAAUGACAAAAAGAUAGGCAUGAAACGCAGGAGACAGGAAGAUGCGCAGGAGCAGCGUCCCUCCUUGGACCUGGCAAAGAUGACUCAGACUCUUCAGACGUUUCAAAGCUUGAGCUACCCCAGACGCUCGGCCACUGACAGCUGCGGGACAAACCUAGAGCUUCCUUCUUUCCAAAUUUCAAGCCAAGAGAAUUCCAACUUUCCAACUUUGUCCGAGCUUGGACUGGAGUCACGGCAGGAAGUGGCAGGAGAUGAUGAUGAUGAGGAGGAGGAUGACGACGAUGAAGAAGAGGAUUCUUCUUACGGCGAGCUGGACAGCGAUUCAGUUUGUAGCGUCGACUCGAGGUCUGGGUCUCCUCUGGGCAUCAUGGGUGAGAAGUGCAUCCUCUGGAAGGGUGAGUGUGUCACCAAGAGGGACAUUUUCCAACUCGGAGGAGAGCUGGAUCUGGAGCAGAUUGAAAAAAACUGAACACUUUACAGGAGACUUUAAAAGACUGUCGUGAAAGGUUAUGAGAUGUUGGUGUUGUGUUUGAGGACAGCUGUAACAAAAAAAAGUGCUUUUAGAAAAACAGUUGAAGUUUUGUUUUUUUUCUUGUAAAGGGACAAGAGGAAGAAGGUGUAGAAAAGAGGUGUUAAAAUGAGAACUAAUAAGAUUCAAGUACGUUGUUGAUGACUGGCUUCUUAAUGACACACAUGCCUUAAAACAUUCUCACUGUUGUGAUUACAAAAGCAGGGAGUGCUUCGUGUUUGUUUUUCGGGGGUGUCCAGUUUAACUCAGGAGUAGGAAAGUGAGGGUUAGUCUUAAGAAAACUUUCCAGCCCCCUUCUGUCUCUUCAACCUGAUGACCUUUCCAAAGUCAGCUAAUCUUAUGUCUCUAGCACUGUAGCAGUAGCCGGGCUCUCCUGUACUUUAAGCCUUAAUUUUAGUCUGAGAAAGUUAGAGUAUCGAGGACUUUGUCGCCCGGUGUCAACAAUAAAGAAGGCUUUUCUCAUGGACUGACCUUUGACCUUGCCCUUCACCUUUCUGCACAAGUUAAACUCAGACUUUGUUUUCCUGAAUGUAGACACAAUAAGCUUUAUGACGAGUCUGGAAAUCAGCAGUGCCUUCUUUUGGAUGUUUGCUGUGGCGGUUGUGUCCAAGUAACCAUCGAUUCAUCUGAAGUCACCAUUUCUGGCUUUUUGUAGUUUCUUCAUAUGCAAAUUGUAUAUUUGAAUGCAACACUGAAUCUUGAGUUUUUCCAGUUCUAAUAUCAGUGUAUAUUUUUCUAAGUGUUUUUUUUUUUAUGAGCUGUUUGUGAAGGAGCAGGAAUUCAAGGCCUUUCUUCUGACGACGUGGAGAUUAAAUAAAUUUACAAGCUGCACUCAUA